Drosophila biarmipes is the source of this 1394-nucleotide messenger RNA. Its product is annotated as probable isocitrate dehydrogenase [NAD] subunit alpha, mitochondrial. Gene Ontology annotation, cellular component: mitochondrion. NCBI's taxonomy places the organism in Eukaryota, Metazoa, Arthropoda, Insecta, Diptera, Drosophilidae. The record is from RefSeq and is a predicted model, not a curated record. Gene Ontology annotation, molecular function: isocitrate dehydrogenase (NAD+) activity. Gene Ontology annotation, biological process: tricarboxylic acid cycle; isocitrate metabolic process. The transcript has a single exon. Bases 77 to 1276 code for a protein of 399 amino acids.
CCGGCCUACCGAACACUAGCCCAAGCAAACACAUCCUUUCCUUUCAAAACUCUUAUUUUGGGCCAAAUUUUCAAAAAUGAACACCUUGCGGAAAGUGAACAACCUGGUUUGCCUAAGAUCUUUAAGGCGUCAGGUUUGUCGCCUGUAUUCCGGUAAGGAUCAGAAGGCAAAACCCCAGGACAAGCCGAAAGCGCAGGAGAAACCAAAAGGCCAGGAAAAGCCCAAGGAAAAGCCCGGGGAAAAGCCCGUAGGAAAAACGAAAGGCAAGGGAGCGGGUGAUCCUGGCAAGAAAACCGCCAAGGUGACCAUGAUCAAUGGCGAGGGCGUGGGUCCCGAGUUGAUGAGUGCGGUCCAGGAGGUCAUGUGUGCCGUGAAGGCCCCCAUUGAGUGGGACAUAAUCGAGGAGUACAUGGCUCCGGACAGUGAAGAUAUCUCCUCAGCGGUUCUGGAGUCCUUGCGCGCCAACAAGGUGGGCAUCAAGGGUCCCGUGGACAGUCGCCACUGGCAGCGCCAGAUCCGCAAGCAGUUCUCCCAGUUCGCCUACGUGUCCCUGUGCUCCAACAUCCCGGGGCUGGACACGCCCUACGGCGACUUCGAUGUGGUGAUCAUCAGGGACCAGAUGGAGGGAGACUACUCGGGCAUAGAGCACUCCGUGGUUCCCGGGGUAAUGCAGACCAUUAAAGUGAGCACCACGGAAGGCGCUUCUAGGAUUGCGGAGUUCGUCUUCGACUAUGCGGUGAAACAUCAGCGGAAGAAGAUCACGGUGGCCCACAAGGCCAACAUCAUGCGGAUGACGGACGGCAACUUCCUGGAGGCCAUGCGCGCCGAGGCGGAGAAGCAUGUGGAGAAGAUUCGGUUUGAGGAGCGCUACCUGGACACCUGCAUCCUGAACAUCCUGACGAAGCCGCACAGGGUCGAUGUCCUGGUGUCAUCCAGCAUGUAUGGCGACGUGAUGAGGGUUCUGGCGGGCGGGAUGAUGGGAGUGCCGGGCAUAAGUCCCGGUUACUCCGUGAGUUCCCUGGGAACCGUCUUCGACUCCCGCAUGAAGGCGUGCCACGCCCUGGCCGGCAAGGACCAGGCCAAUCCCACGGGACCCCUGCUCUGUGCCGCCCUGAUGCUGCGCCACCUGAAGAUGGACCAGCAGGCGGACCAGGUGGACUGCGCCGUGCGCACUGUCUACAAGGACAGCGACAUUCGCACCCCGGAUGUGGGCGGCAAGGCCAAGUGCUCCGAGUUCGUCAAGGCCGUCGUCGGCUGUCUCGAUAAGGCGGGGUAAAGGGCUCGGCAGGAUGGACUUUGUGUCCUGAAACAGUAAGGACUUUCUGCAAUGGUAUUACAUGUCUCGAAAUUAAUAAAUACAAACAAAUCAGCUAAUAAAUAUGUACUUAAAGCCU